GAGCGAGUUUCAUUCCGUGUCAAACUGUCAAACCGUGCGCAUCGCAACAAAAUCGUCGGUCGUGUUUUUCAGGAAAAAGUUGAAAAAAAGUUUUAAAGUUGUUUGUUUUCCUUCGCAAAAUGGAAACCAUCUUCGAGAUCCAGCGGCGCCUGCACGAGGAGUGCGACCGGCUCGUGAUGGCCAUGUCCGAGGAGCUGCAGACGGCGAAGAAGACGACCAAGGAGAAGGUGCUGGCCGACCACCGGAUCAAGAUCUACCUGGAGCGGUACCAGAGCUGCAGCAAGUCACUGCUGGAGCUGUACCAGGACAAGGACGGCGAGCGGAAGCAGGAGAUUAGCAACAUGAGCGUGAACGAGUUCAAGGAGUUUUACUCGCAGUUCAACUCGCUGGUGGAGUUUCACCAGAACCACGGGAACAAUGUGGCGGUGCCGGCGUCGAUUGAGUUUUCCAAGUUGCGCGACCAGCUGAACGAUCCGGGGUAUUUGGCGGAGGUGGUCAAGUUUAGCGAUGUGGAGAACUACGGGCAGUAUCUGGAUCUGCACGAGUGUUACGACAAUUACAUCAAUCUGCGGGAUGUGGACCGGAUCGAUUACAUUACGUAUCUGUCGGAGUUUAACAAGUUUGGGGACAUCCCGAAGAAGCAGAAGAACUUGAAGUACAAGAAGUACUUGGAGCUGUUGCACGACUACUUGUUUGGGUUCAUCACCCGGUCGAGGCCGCUGUUCUUCGAGCUGGAGCACACGGUCAAGCGGAACGAGCUGCAGUUUGAGGAUCUGUGGAAGAACGGGGAGGUCCCCGGGUGGGAGCGCGCCAAGGACGUGGACGAAGACGCUGCGAUCAACCUGAACGAGUUUGGCAAGUGGGAAGAUCUGACCUAUCUCGGGUUAGACCGUCUCAAGGCCGCCCUCCAGGCCAUCGGCAUGAAAUGCGGCGGAACGCUAGAGGAACGUGCCCAGCGUCUGUUCGCCUGCAAGGACGACAAGAACAAGGACAACGAGCGCAAACGGCUCAUGUACAACCAAAAGGACAAGGACAUCUCCCUCCUCGAGUACAAAAUAACCCGCCUCGCCGAGCUCGUCGACGACCAGAUCUACGAAACCAAAAUCAACCUCCAGCGCAAGCAGGCGCGCUACACCCUGGACGAAAGCGACGAAGACUCCCUCGACGAGGUCGAAUCCGACGACGACGACGGCAUCCCGUACAAUCCCAAAAACCUCCCCCUCGGGUACGACGGCAAACCCAUCCCGUACUGGCUGUACAAGCUGCACCAGCUGCACUUUACGUACGAGUGCGAAAUCUGCGGCAACUACAAGUACAACGGCCCCAAGGCGUUCCAGAACCACUUUAGCGAGUGGCGUCACGCCCACGGAAUGCGCUGCCUCGGCAUCCCGAACACGGCCCACUUUGCCAACAUCACCAAGAUCGAGGACGCGCUCAUGCUGUGGGACAAGGUCAAGGAGCAGACGUUCUCCAAGAUGUGGGUCCCGGCCAACGAGGAAGAGUUUGAGGACUCGCGCGGCAACAUUCUCAGCAAGAAGGUGUAUUUGGAUCUGCAGAAGCAGGGAUUGCUGUAAGCGGGGGAUCGCGCGAGGAAGGGUUGUUUGAAAAAAGUGCAUUUCAGCGAUUGUGUGGUGAGGAGAAUAAAUUUAGUGUGGCGCCAGCA
Messenger RNA from Culex quinquefasciatus (southern house mosquito), 1663 nucleotides. RefSeq names its product splicing factor 3A subunit 3 (gene noi). NCBI's taxonomy places the organism in Eukaryota, Metazoa, Arthropoda, Insecta, Diptera, Culicidae. The transcript has 2 exons. Bases 120 to 1574 code for a protein of 484 amino acids. Gene Ontology annotation, molecular function: RNA binding; zinc ion binding. Gene Ontology annotation, biological process: mRNA splicing, via spliceosome. The record is from RefSeq and is a predicted model, not a curated record. Gene Ontology annotation, cellular component: spliceosomal complex; nucleus.